Molecule: messenger RNA, 3837 nt
Organism: Larimichthys crocea (large yellow croaker)
Lineage: Eukaryota; Metazoa; Chordata; Actinopteri; Sciaenidae
Gene: pus10
Product: pseudouridine synthase 10
Exons: 18
Coding region: 75-1703 (542 amino acids)
Biological process (GO): tRNA pseudouridine synthesis
Molecular function (GO): pseudouridine synthase activity; RNA binding
Source: RefSeq, a predicted model, not a curated record
GAGCAGGUUCAGGGUUGACGAGUAACGGUGCCAGCCCAGCCCGGCCCUGUUACACCGUGACACAGCCUGGAGUCAUGCUGCCAUUAAAGGAGAAGGAUAAACCCGUCAUCCAGAAGCUGCUGUCGGCCGGCUGCUGCGCUCGCUGCAUCCUCAGGUUCUGCUGUGUGAGCGUCCAGGCUGCCUACCGACAGCCCCAUCAGGAUACACUCAAGGAACUUCAGGCUUUCAUCAGCAAUACAGAGAACACCAAAUCCCAAGAUUCAACAGCAGCAGAGUCCGCAGAAGGAAACAACAAAUCCCUUGAUGCAGCAGCAUCAGAAACAUCUGAAGAUCCACCAAGUAAAAGAGCAAAACUGGAGCCAAGUGUGACUGAAGCUCCGUCAGAGGAAGACGCUGCUGCUGUGCUCAAACUGAAGGAUGAAGAGUCGCGUGUGUGCGUGGUGUGUUUGGGAAUCCUUCAGGAACUGUGUGGCAACACUCAGGCUGUAAAGAUAGCUGAGGCGGUGAAGGCAGAGAAGUAUGAGUUUGACACCUUGGUGCUGUCUGUGUCUCUGCCUGCUCAGCUGUGUGUACGAGAGCACUCCUGUUGGCUUCAUGUGAAGAAGGAAUUGAGAGAGAAGAGCAUGGCGCUCGACAAGGAUGAUGUCAUCCAGGUGAAGGAGGCCUUCAAGUGGAUCAUGCAGGGCCAGGUCGCCAAGGAGCUGGGGGGCGUUGCCGUGGUUACGAGAAGUUCGUUCGAGGUCGGUGUGGAGUUCACUCACCCAGAUACUGACGCCGACUGCCACUUCCUAGCAACAACAUGUCCAGACUGCUUCAAACCCACCAAGAACAAACAGUCGGUGUUCACCAGGAUGGCGGUGGUCAAAGCUCUGGAAAAGAUAUCUGACGCCAAAUUUCUGAAACACUACCCUUGUCCACCAGCGUAUCCGACCAGCAGUUGUAUUUCUCAGGACAUCCAGUGCCUCCACGUGUCUGUCUUUGUGGCAGGGAGGUACAACAAGUUUUGUCGCAGUCUGCCUCAGACUCCUUGGGUGAUCGAUGGAGAGAGGAGGAUGGAGUCCUCGGUGGAGGAGCUGAUCGCAGCGGCCAUCCUGUCUUCCUUCAGAGCCAGCGGUUUUAAUUUCUCUUCAUCUGGCAGGGAGGACGUGGACGUCCGGACUCUUGGAAACGGUCGUCCGUUUGCGAUGGAGCUGCUGAAUCCUCACAGAUCCAGACUGAACAAAGUAGAGAUGAAGCAGCUACAGGAGACCAUUAACAAGUCUUCAGACAAAAUCAGGGUGAGAGACCUGCAGAUCGUUACCAGAGAGGCCAUGGGUCGGAUGAAGGAGGGAGAGGAGGAGAAAACAAAGUCAUACACGGCGCUCAUCUGGACUCAGAAACCUAUUCAGAGGGAAGACAUCAGCUUCAUCGACGACAUCAAGGAUCUCACUCUGGAUCAGAAGACUCCUCUGAGGGUCCUGCACCGGCGAGCGCUGGCCGUUCGUCAGAGAGUCAUCCACAGCAUGAACACCCGCUUCCUGGACUCUCAUCACUUCUACCUAGGGUUGAAGACACAAGCCGGGACUUACAUCAAAGAGUUUGUCCACGGAGACUUUGGUCGCACCAAACCCAACCUGUGCCAGCUGCUGAACACAGAUACAGACAUCCUGGAGCUGGAUGUGGAGUCUGUGGAUGUGGACUGGCCUCCGUCCAUACCAGAGUGAACUGGUGGCAGCGGCGGCUGAUCUCACUGAGCUCUACACCAAACCCUCAACCAGGAUCAGAGUGUCUUAGGCUGAAAACAAACAGCGUAGAAGCUGGUUGGAGGUGAAACAUGAAGUCCAGUCACGCAGUCUUGCUUCUGCUGCUGCUGCUUUGUGGUCUGUCCAUGUUUUAGUUCUGGAUUUGUUCAGUUGUACGACUGGAAAACACGUCCUAGUGGUCUCUUUCUGUUAUGAUCAGUUUCGACUGUAAGUCUGCAACCAAAUGAAGCAGUAAUGCUCAUUACAGCAGAACAGUUUUAUUUUGUUCAACAACAUCAAAAUGUAGUUUGUUUGUGUUUUUUUAAAUAAAGUUUGUGGACAGAGGUGAAACAAGAAGAACCUAAACCUAAAGUGUGCUGUACAGUAACAAAUUUAGGACAUAACUUUCCUUAUGCAAUCCUGUUACCCAGCAGCAGGUUGUAUGAUCAGCAUCUUCCAGGUUUUUAUGGCCAGAAUUAUAAAAUAUUAGAUAAAUCUGAUAUUUCCACAACACACUUCAAGAUAAAAAUGUAUCGCCUCAACUUUUGUUGUCAUGUUAUUGUUGCAUGGUGGGGGCACAACUUCCAUACCUCAGCAGUUCACCAUUACCCGUACCUGUCAAGUGUCUGCAAAUUAUUUUUCAUAGCAAAACAAUAACACAUUAAAUCAUUUUGAAUCUCAAUACUUUUUCAUGCUAUUCUAAAUGUGUAAUGACAAAACUGUCGUUGAUGGGUCCCUGCCCCGACCGUUGAAUGAAGCAUGAAGUACAUUUCCUCUUUUCAUUAUCGAUGAAUCUGUCAGUCACUUUCAGGCGGCACAGUGGAGCAGUGGUUAGCACUGCCGCCUCACGACAAGAAGGUUCAAACUAGUUCCUGGGCCUUUCUGUGUUCUCCCUGUGUCUGUGUGGGUUCACUCCAGGUACUCUGGCCAAAGACAUGCACUAUGUGAGCCUGUCCAGGGUGUACCCCACCUUUCGCCUUUAGUCAACUAGGAUAGACUCCAGCCCUACCAUAACCCUAAUGGAUUUUCCUGAUUAGAUGUUUAAGUGUCAAAAAAUGUGGAUAGCUGAUUCCUGAGCCCUAGGUGACAUCCUUAAAUGUCUUGUUUCUUCCACAACUCAAAAAUAUACAGAAAACAUUCACAUUUGAGGAGCUGAAAUCAGAGAAUUUGGAUACUUUCUCUUAAAAAAUGACUCAAAACACUGGAUCAAUUAUCAAAGUAGUUGGCAAUUAAUUCAAUAGUUGAUCAUCAGCUGAAUCAAUUAAUUGUCUAAUCGCUGCAGCUCAAAUGCUCGUCCCCUCUGAAGGGCAGAAAAAGAUUUUUAAAAAAUAAAGAGUCACGACAGCAGAAACCCUGAAAUGUAUUUCUUUUAAUUUAAUUCAAAAUAAAUACUACCACGGCAAUGCAAGUCCACUACUGGGUUCUUGCCCUAAUGUUUUGGUAAGAAAACAAACAAGCAAACGAUCCAAAAAAAAAAAAAAAGAAGAAUAAAAAGAGACUUCAGUUAAUGCAUCCAUCAUCAAUCAUCAUCAUCAUCAUCAUCAUCAUCAUCAUCAUCCUUCAGCGACUUUCAAGAGGUGCCUUUUUUAAAGACAAACAAGGUAACACUGCCUAGAAUGACAAACAUAAAUAAAACAAAUACUAUGGUACAAAAAGAGGAGAGAAGAAGGAGCAGAGGAUGAUGGGAUUGGAACAACCCGAUGAAACCAGCACUGCAAAAAAAAAGAUAAAUAAAUAAAAGUCAGCCAUGGUCCCACUUUUUUUUUUAUAUUUUUUUCUUCUUAAAGAGGGUGAAGGGAAACAGAAAUGACAGUGCAGACUCCACAGUUACAGUGAUGUCCUCUCAGGAACUCAGGAGUCGAUCAUUUCGGGAACCACAGUGACAAAAGGAAGGCGGGGGUGGGGUUUGUCUCCAUGGAAACAUCCUCCGUGGACGAUAAGUCGAGUUGGUACAUCAACCCGUGGACAAACAAAAAAAUAAAAUCAAUGGAAGGGUCCAGUCUUUGACACGGCCUUUAUUUUUUUCUUCUUUUUGAUUUUUUUUUCUUAAAUGCAGGUUUUGAGUCGUUGGUGGUGGUGGUUGUAUUUUUUCGGUCACUAUUCUCAUCAGCAAGCU